Molecule: messenger RNA, 1218 nt
Organism: Saxophila tyrrhenica
Lineage: Eukaryota; Fungi; Ascomycota; Dothideomycetes; Mycosphaerellales; Extremaceae
Exons: 6
Coding region: 1-1218 (405 amino acids)
Biological process (GO): malate transmembrane transport
Cellular component (GO): membrane
Molecular function (GO): malate transmembrane transporter activity
Source: RefSeq, a predicted model, not a curated record
AUGGAGACAAUCACCACGCCCACGGCAUUGCAGAAGGAGGAGGCCGUUCUUGAAGAUAAGGCGUGUGAAGCCGUGGAGAAGAUCACAAUGCGGCUACGAAUCAAGCAUUUCACAUGGGCGCAGUUCACGAUGCCUCUUUCAACAGGCGGCAUAGGUCUGCUGCUCGCAUCGCAACCCCACCGUUUCGCCGGCCUCGAGACCAUCGGCAAGAUCUUCUUCAUAUUCGAUCUGGUCAUUCUUGCUGUGGCUCUCGCUACAAUAUGCGCACGUUUCAUACUGCAUCCGGGCACCUUCACUCAGUCUCUGGUGCAUCCUACCGAGGCGCUCUUUAUACCGACUGUGCUGAUCACACUGGCCAACCUGAUCGGUAGUGCGCAAGUGUACGGGGGACCACACUGCGGACAUUGGUUCUUGGUGGCGAUGCAGGUGCUGUUCUGGCUGUACGUGGCUGCAGCGUUUUCAGGCGCCGUCGUGCAGUAUUUGAGCCUCUUCACUGGCCACCCAAACCGUUUGACUGUGCAAAGCAUGACUCCAGCGUGGAUUCUGCCGAUAUUUCCAAUUAUGAUCGGCGGCACGCUCGCGAACCUCAUCGCUCCGGAACAGAACCCGACCCAACGCAUGGCCAUCAUCGUUGCUGGCGUUUCAUUUCAAGGACUCGGCUGGAUGGUCGCGUUCUUAAUGUACGCCGCAUACAUCCAGCGCCUGAUGGCAUACGGCCUACCCGCACCGAACCUGCGUCCCGGCAUGAUGAUCAGUGUCGGCCCACCAUCCUUUACGGGUCUCGCACUCAUCGGUCUGAGCCAGGCUCUCCCGCCGACCCAAAGCUUCUUCGCUACCAGACCAUUCGCGGUACAAGACCUCCAGGCGAUGGCCCUCUUCGCAGGCAUCUUCUUGUGGGUGCUUGCAUUCUGGUUCUUCUGCAUCACAACCAUCUCAGUCAUGAUGGGGAUUCGCGAGAUGUCUUUCCACUUGAUUUGGUGGGGUCUUGUGUUUCCAAAUGUCGGCUUCACCAUCGCCACGAUUAAGAUUGGACAGCAACUGGAAAGCGAAGGCAUUCUGUGGGUGGCCAGCAUCAUGUCCAUACUCCUGGUGGCGAUGUGGAUAUUUGUACUUGGCUGCCAUAUACGAGCGUUGGUGAGGAAGGAUAUUAUGAUGCCUGGGAAGGACGAGGAUCAGGCUUGCUACAAGACACCCGACGAGAAGCGUGGUAUUAUCUAG